AUGAGCGCCGCUACUGUCGUUGGUGAAGCAUGCAUAUUUGGAUGCCGUGCAAGUGACUGCAGACACAGAUAUACCAUUGGUGUAGCCACAGGUAUUAUCCUUGGGUUGAGUUACAGCAACUUUCAAGGGCUAGGGUAUCAACGAAAGAGUAGGAAUGGGAGAGGUAUAUGCCAUCUCAGGGGGGGGUUCAACUUGGAUAUAGACAUUCCCCAGGUUAUCUUGAUUACAGUUAGGACUAGCGGGGUGGUGCGUAACCACAGCCAACAAGAGAGUGUAAAUAGGCAAGCGCAGGGAAUGAGCCAAAUAGGAAAUGGAUCAAGUGCGGUCAUAUCGACCAUUGACAAGGGUAAGAUCGAGGAAGUCUGCUUCCGUGAUGUCGAUCCCUUGACAUCUAGCGAAGAGAGCACAAUGGCUGCCUUUGGGGUGCUAUCGUGGCUAUUUCUCUUCUUAGUUGUCAUCUACCGCAUGUUAUUUUUAGUGGUGGAUAUGAAGCACAAGGACAUGACGAGGGCGUCUGGAGGGAAAUUUCUUGACGGACAGUGGACGUUUGGCCAAAUUGUAUCCGCGGCUGUUUUCAUGCCUCUGCUUGUUGAACUUCUAUAUCUUAGAAGACAUAAAAGGUUGUAUCUAGUCGGUCUAUAUGGAAGCGGGGUUUGGAAUGCCUACACCUUCGAAGGACAUGUUAAGAUUAGGGAUUACGUGGAGCGGGAAAGCGAGGAAAAGCAUAUGGGGACGGGCUUAGAUGGAGGAGCAUAA
This is a messenger RNA of Lindgomyces ingoldianus, 756 nucleotides long. RefSeq lists its product as uncharacterized. The transcript has 2 exons. The record is from RefSeq and is a predicted model, not a curated record. NCBI's taxonomy places the organism in Eukaryota, Fungi, Ascomycota, Dothideomycetes, Pleosporales, Lindgomycetaceae. The coding region runs from base 1 to 756 and encodes 251 amino acids.